Pediculus humanus corporis (human body louse) is the source of this 1023-nucleotide messenger RNA. Its product is annotated as suppressor protein SRP40, putative. Lineage: Eukaryota; Metazoa; Arthropoda; Insecta; Psocodea; Pediculidae. The transcript has 4 exons. The record is from RefSeq and is a predicted model, not a curated record. Bases 1 to 1023 code for a protein of 340 amino acids.
AUGAGCAACAAAGGAAGUAGUAGUAGUACUUCGGCUUGUUGCAAACGUAGAGAUAGAAGACGUGUUGAAUCUUCCGGUACGAGGUAUCACACCCAACCCGUGUCUGCAACCGAUGUCGAACUUGCCAUGCAAAAAAAAUCAAAAGAUUCAAACGGAGAAGAUUCUAAAAAUGACGGGAGCAGCAAUUACGAGGAUGAACUUUCGUCUUUGAGUUACAAGGAUCGUCUUCGUUUGUUCGAAUCCUCUGUGACGUCGUCGGCGGAUUACAAACAACCGAUUGUAAAACCUCGACGUCCUAGAUUUCAAACUCAACCGGUAACCACGAUAGAAGUAGAAACGGCCAGAUAUAUAAGACAAUCAAACACGAAAGAAAAUAAUAAUGAUAAUAAUGUUAAAACUGGAGAAGAUUUUAUAAAAAGAAGAGAUAAGGACGAUAAAGUUAAUCAGUUCUCGGAGAUAAAGAAAACAACAUCGUCUGCUACAACGGAAAAUUCAAAUCAAUUAAAAAGCAUUUUAAAAAAGUCUGCGUCGUCGUCAUCGUCGUCGCCGUCGGAAAAUCUAAAAGAAAAAUUAAAAAAUGUAGAGGAAAUCGAAAAAAGUAACGGAAGCGGAACUUGUUCUUCUUCUUCUUCUUCAUCUUAUUCUUCGGACGAAGAAAAAACGGAAAAAGAAUGUUCGAAAAAAAUAAAAAAUCCUAUGGCGGGAAAUGAAAAAUCCAUCGCUCUCGUUUCCGAAUUGAAAAGCAUAUUGAAACAAUCUUCUUUUGGUAAAAAAUUUCCAUCGGUACGUUCGGAAAAACAAGAGAAAAAAGAAAAAUCCAACAACGUUUUAGGAUCUAAUUUGGCUGCCAUAUUGCAAAAAGUCGAACAAGUGUCAGGAGUUUCAGGCGGCGGAAAUCACGAAGAAAAAAUUAUUAAUAAUAAUAAUAAUAAAAUCGGCUGUGGGACUGGGAUUGGUGACGAUGACUCUUUAACUUCAUCACAAAAUGAAAAAAUGUCGAAAAAUCUCAAUCAAAUUCGGUGA